Messenger RNA from Exophiala oligosperma, 970 nucleotides. RefSeq lists its product as uncharacterized. The transcript is spliced from 2 exons. NCBI's taxonomy places the organism in Eukaryota, Fungi, Ascomycota, Eurotiomycetes, Chaetothyriales, Herpotrichiellaceae. Bases 63 to 662 code for a protein of 199 amino acids. The record is from RefSeq and is a predicted model, not a curated record. Gene Ontology annotation, biological process: retrograde vesicle-mediated transport, Golgi to endoplasmic reticulum; intracellular protein transport; intra-Golgi vesicle-mediated transport. Gene Ontology annotation, cellular component: COPI vesicle coat.
CGAACACUUUUGCGCCAACUCCUUUCCUGCUGCCAUCUCUCCUCUGGCAAGUUCUCUCAAAAAUGGCUCCCAGCAUGUCGCUACACAGCGUCAUUGCCGUUCUAAUUCUUUCCACCGACACAUCACCCGACUCGUCGAGAUUGUUCGCCAAAUAUUACAAUGCUCCGCAUACCUCUGCCACACACCCGACUCCUCCCCAACCGUAUGCAUCGUUAAAAGAGCAGAAAGCCUUUGAAAAAGGGCUGCUGGAGAAGACGGCGAAGCAGACAUCAGACGUGAUACUUUACGACAACAAGGUGGUGGUGUUCAAGAUGGAGAGCGAUGUGAUGCUGUAUGUGGUUGGAAUUUCAGAAGAGAACGAGAUCUUGUUAUACAAUGUUGUUCUGGCGUUGAGAGAUACGCUCAGCAUCCUUCUCAAAAACUCUACAGACAAGCGGACAAUCAUGGAGAACUAUGAUCUGGUAACUCUUGCCAUUGAUGAGAUUAUCGACGAUGGCAUCGUCCUGGAGACAGACCCAGUCAUGGUCGCGUCCAGAGUGAGCAAGGCACCUGCUCAGGAUGCUCCGAAUAUGAAAAACAUCGACCUCAGCGAACAAGGGAUACAGAACCUGUGGGAAUUUGGCAAGAAGCAAGGCAUGGAAUUUGUCCGGAGAAACUUAUAGUUGGCUUUUGUGGAUAUGCUGAGCGGAUUUUAUCUCCAUGGAGGGCGUUGGGCGUCCAGCAAGAUCGGCUGCAACCUUGGCAUGGGCUGUUAUGAUGCGCAAGACAGACUUAUGAAUAUGAUCAAGGGGAAAUGAGUGGCAUUUACAUGCAAGAGAGUGACCCGGCAAUACUUUGCACAAGUCCUGAGUGGCAGACCACUGGCCAGUGAUUGUUUGGGCUCAGCCUUGUGCGGUGAGGGAGGCAGCCUUGCGGUGAUUCAUUUGCCGACGUCAUUGGCAUUUCAAAUGCACUUCUCCAAAAAUACUCG